AUGUCAAAGAUACCUAUUAUUCUCGAACAACAAUUUGAAGGGUGGCAAAAUUCUCUUCUUUCCAUUCUGAAAUUUCCUCAGGAAAAAAACGAUUUCUCUAUAAUAAACAAAAAAAGUCAGGUAGCAGAGCGGCAAGGAGUUGAAGAAGGAGUUGGACGCUAUCAAAACAACGGAACUUCCUCCGGUGAGCUUCCUUUAUCUCAAGUCUGCGUGAAGGCCAGAGUUAACUCGCCUCAGCUCCAAGAACAACUCCGUCAGGCUCAAUUUGAAGCCGUCAAUGUAUUCCGGAGAAACGUCGAUUUCGAACAAAUUAAAAAAGGAGCACUCUUGUUGGGAAAACAAAUGAUAUUUGUCAAUCAAAUUGAGUACAAGUUGCAUAUGGACUAUUAA
This is a messenger RNA of Ambispora gerdemannii, 390 nucleotides long. NCBI's taxonomy places the organism in Eukaryota, Fungi, Glomeromycota, Glomeromycetes, Archaeosporales, Ambisporaceae. The record is from the annotation of a GenBank genome assembly.